AUGAGCUCCAACGUGGGACCGCCAGUGGCCCCAGGCACCGUGGAGAUCGCUGGCGGUCCCAAGCUGUCCCGCAGCGAAGCGAGGAGGCUGAGGGAAGAGGAGGAAUCUGCCGCCGUCAAGUCCCUUGCAGAAGCUUGGAGGCUGGGCACCAAAGCCAAGCUAGUUGAGGCAGUGGAUCAGGAGGAGGAGGCGAAGAAAAACGAAGCACGGGAGCGGUCACGCAGCAGGGAGAAGAAGGAAACUCUCGAUCGGUUGGCCAAGAUUGCAGCAGACAAGGCUGCAGCCGCCAAAGCAAAGAAGGAGGCUGCCGAAGGUGAGGAACCGGCCCCUGAAGAGAAGAAGCUGAGCAAGGCUGAAGAAGCAAAGCUGCUUCUCUUGAAGGAGAAAGAGAAGGCUCGUCUGAAGAAGCAGGCAAUGGAAGAGGCCAAGAAGGAGGAGGAGAUGCGCAAGAAGAUGGCCGUCCUGGAACGGGAUCUGAACAAAGGUGACAAGGGCAAGUACAAGCGAUAUUAA
Symbiodinium sp. CCMP2456 is the source of this 513-nucleotide messenger RNA. The record is from the annotation of a GenBank genome assembly. NCBI's taxonomy places the organism in Eukaryota, Dinophyceae, Suessiales, Symbiodiniaceae.